Messenger RNA from Eruca vesicaria subsp. sativa (arugula), 3098 nucleotides. Lineage: Eukaryota; Viridiplantae; Streptophyta; Magnoliopsida; Brassicales; Brassicaceae. The record is from the annotation of a GenBank genome assembly.
AAAGCCGCGUCCUCUCCUCUCCUCUCCCGGAGUUUAUAGCCUUUUCGUCUUCUCUCUCACACAACCUCCGUUGCCGCUCUGUUCUCCGGAAUCCGACGAGGGUUCCUUAUCAGCGGGGGAAGAUAGAAAAAAAAAAGCAAACAAAAAUGCCAGUUUACAACAUCAGAGGAAUCAAUGUCGAUUUCCCAUUCGAGGCCUACCCUUCUCAGAUCACUUACAUGGACAGAGUCAUCGAGUCUCUCCAAAACAAAUGUCACGCGCUCCUGGAGAGUCCUACAGGUACAGGAAAAACUCUUUGUCUUCUCUGUGCCACAUUAGCCUGGAGAAAGAGUCUCGGAAGUUUCUCCACCCGUAAAGAUCGGAACAACAGUGACUCUCCUUGGACUGAUUCAGAUCAGCAAACGUCUCAAUCCCAAUCCUCCUCCUCUUCCGGAGGGUUUCCGAAAAUAGUUUAUGCGUCUAGGACUCAUAGUCAACUCCGUCAAGUGAUUAAAGAACUUAAAAGAUGCAGUUACAGGCCUAAGAUGCUCGUGCUUGGAUCACGUGAGCAGUUAUGUGUUAAUGAGGAAGUUAAUUCAUUACGAGGAAAGGCACUCACUAAUGCUUGUCAGUACCUUUGUAAAAAACGUGGUAAACGCCACUGUAACCAUUUCAAUCGGGUUCCAGAUUAUUUGAAGAAUAACUCUCAUAUUGGAGACGAACCUGUUGACAUUGAGGAUUUGGUCAAUAUUGGGAAAGGUUCUGGACCAUGUCCAUAUUAUAUAACGAGAGAGGUUCAUAAAGACGUGGACAUCUUGUUUGCGCCUUACAACUACUUGAUCAGCAGUGCGUAUAGAAAGUUUUUGAAGAUUGAUUGGAAUAAUGGCGUCCUGAUUUUUGAUGAAGCUCACAAUCUAGAAGGUUUAUGCGCAGACUCAGCUUCAUUUGACCUUCCUUCGGGGCUUUUAUCGGCUUGCAUUAUUGAGGCACAAGAAUGUGUAGAUCUUGCGUCAGCAAGAAGAGGUUCAUUAAAUGACGCGUCCAUGAACCCUGAGACUUUUGCUAUACUUAAAGGACUUCUUUUGAAGCUGCAAGAACUGAUUUCUAAAGUGCCAAUUCCGAAAAGGGACGAGGGAUUUACCAAGCCUGGGCCUUACAUAUACGAAAUGCUUAGUACCCUUAACAUCACUCACGAAACUGCUCCCAAACUCAUUGAUACAGUCGAGGAGGCUACAGUGCUUCUUGAAGAGGAGAAACAACGAACAGGAACCAACGCUGGAAGCAAACUAGAAAUCAUUGUUGACAUGCUUAAACUGAUCUUUAGAGAAAAUGGAAGUAGCCAUGCAGAUGUUUAUCGUGUUCAUAUUCAGGAGCAUGAGCAAAAUCCUUCUGAUAUCAUAAAAGGCAAGGUAUCAAGAACGCUUAGUUGGUGGUGUUUCAAUCCUGGGAUUACCAUGCAGGACAUAGCAAAAAAAGGUGUUGGGACUAUCAUUUUAACAUCGGGAACCUUGUCCCCCAUGGAUUCACUGGCUCAAGAACUAAAAUUAGACUUUCCUAUUCGUUUGGAGAAUCCCCAUGUUAUAUCCUCAAAUCAGCUAUGGGCUGGAGUUGUAAGCACUGGUCCAUCAGGGUGUCUUCUUAAUUCUAGCUACCGAAAUCGUGAUGUACCGGAGUACAAACAAGAACUUGGGAAUGCUAUUGUUAACUUUUCUCGAGUCGUACCUGAUGGACUGCUGGUCUUUUUUCCAUCCUAUUACCUUAUGGACCGUUGCAUUACAUUUUGGAAAGAUGGGGGUCACAGAAACUCGAUGACAGUAUGGGAAAGAAUCUGCAAACUGAAGAAACCUGUCAUUGAACCUAAAGAUUCUUCCCUCUUUCCUGCUGCAAUGCAGGACUUUUCAGAUAAGUUGCAAGACAGAUCAAUUUCUGGUGCGAUAUUUUUUGCCGUUUGUCGUGGAAAGGUUAGUGAAGGAUUGGAUUUUGCUGAUGGCGCUGGCAGAGCUGUUGUCAUUACGGGAUUACCAUAUGCUAGGGUGACUGAUCCCAAGAUUAAACUGAAACGAGAGUUUCUGGAUGAACAUUUACAAGUUGCAGAUGUCAAGUUGCCAAGAUCAAACCUUCUAUCUGGAAGCAUGUGGUACAGUCAAGAGGCCGCACGGGCUGUGAAUCAGGCAAUUGGACAUUUGAACAGCCGUCCCAGCAGACCAAGAUAUCCCUUUGGAUACGACCGUAUGUCAAGUUUGUUUCUGGUUACACCGGUUUUGCAGUGCUACCCAAGAUAUGGAGAGGUCAUUUCUGACCUUGCUCGGUUUUUCCGGACUGAAAGACCAAAUAUUCCUGCAAGGCUUGUAACAGAACAAGAAGACGAUACAGUUUCAACUUUGUUACCAAAGGUGUCAACCAAGGAUGCUCCUACACCAACCGCUGGUAGUAGUAAUAUGAAGAACGCCGGCAUUGCAAUAAAUGAAUUGAUUAGACUGGAAUCACUUCCUCCUGCAAAUCGGGCUUUACCGCCGUCGGAGGGUGGUGGAAGUAGUGUUAAAUGGAAAGGCUUGACCAUCCUACAACGCAAGAGUAAGAUGCCUCGCAUUGUAAAAGGAGAGGGUAUGCAAGCUUGUUCUGCAGGGAAGGCUAAAUUAGUGGAAAUAAGUGACGAUGAGAUUCCAGUAGAGAGAAGGAAAUGUGAAGUAGUUGAUCUAGAAAGCGACAAGUGUGAGAAGCAGACUUGUGAAACAGAAACAACUGCAUCGAGCAAUUGUUUCAACACAAUGGGGCUAGUAAAAAAGCGAAAGGUUCCAGAGAGUCAGGGAAGUGGAUCGUCCUCAGUGUUGAAAGAGAAAGGGUGUGGAGGUGGUGGUGAUAAAAAGGAAGCAAGUGCAUCUGCAUUUUUGAGUCAAGUCAAAGAAAAACUAAACGCAGAGGAAUAUAACAAGUUCAUUGGAUACAUCCAAGCAUUGAAGAAGAAAGAGAUAAAAUUAUUAAGCGUGAUGCAAGCCAUUGUGCAACUGUUCUGUGGGAAAGAAAGAGAUCAUCUUCUCAUUGGGUUCAAGGACUUCGUGCCAGAAAAAUUUCGUUCUGCAUAUGAGCAAUGCAUUAAAACGGUGAAAAGAGAUGCCUAA